Molecule: messenger RNA, 1305 nt
Organism: Oppiella nova
Lineage: Eukaryota; Metazoa; Arthropoda; Arachnida; Sarcoptiformes; Oppiidae
Source: the annotation of a GenBank genome assembly
AUGGCUGGUGUAACGGGUGAUGAGGGCUGGCUGUUAUCCAUUGGUAUAAUACCUGAAAUGCGGACACAAAUAUCGGUUGAACUGUUUCUGAGAGCUGUCUCUGCAAUGAGGACUCAAUUUCAUAAUAUAGAUCCAAACGAAGUGUCCGAUCAUUACAUCAAAAGUAUUAACACAACAAAUGUGUCUCAACUGAAGGGUGCGUUGAGCCAACUCUACGGGCAUUUAUUGGUUACGUGUCCGACCUAUCACUUCGCCAAACAAUUUGCCAAAAGUAAACCUGGGUUAGUCGACCGGUGCCGUGACACUAUAUGUCACGGGGCGGACUUGCCGUUCGUGUUUGGACUACCGCUUAGGGAUCAACAAAUGUUUACGGAAACUGAUUAUGACUUCAGUAUAGAUAGUAAUAGUGUUGUCGUGAAUACGAGUUCGGGUGGAGUGAGGGGACAGACACUGAAUGUUGUGAAUCACUUCAUCAAUCAAUUCUUGAAUAUACCUUAUGCUGAGCCCCCGGUGGGCCCACGAAGGUUCAGUCCACCACAACCACUCAAAACACCUAAACAGCCGUCAUGUUUUGGAUAUACGCUGGAAGGAUGGACUGUGGGCUCAAUAUUUCAAGACAUUUAUAACGGAAGUGUUUUGGCCACCAAUGAUGUGGUCAUUGUUUCCGUUAACUAUAGACUCGGACCCUUAGGUUUCCUAUACGGUGGCGAUCAUACCAGUCCUGGAAAUGUGGGUUUAUAUGACCAGUUGUUGGGUCUUAAAUGGGUCCGAGAAAAUAUUCAUUUAUUUGGUGGGGAUAGGGAUCAGAUCACUAUAUUUGGUGAGAGCGCCGGUAGUUGGUCCGUAUUGGCACAUAUAUUGUCGCCGUUAUCCAAGGGUCUGUUUAAGAGGGCUGUUAUGCAAAGCGUUUUGUAUAAUAAGAACAGACCGGCGCUCAGUACUGUUGAGGGCCUCCAAAAGGCUAAGGAUUUGGCAAAAAGACUUAAUUAUGUAGAUUUAAUGGUCGGCGCCACCAAAGACGAGGGCCCUGUCCUGGCUGUCAGUUGUGUCCCAGAAAUGAGGGCUCAUUUAACAGUCGAGUCGUUCAUCAGAGCUGUGAAUAGACUGAGCGAUGAAUACCGUAAUAUAGGUGUAGAGGAAGUGUCCGAUUAUUAUCUCCAAAGUAUUGACACAACCAAUGAGUCCCAAUUGAAGGGAGCGUUGAGUGCACUCUAUGGGGAUUUGAUCACAUGUCCGACCUAUCACUUCGCCAAACAAUUAGCCAAAAGUGGACAAAAUAUAUCAACACAUGUUUACGGAAACUGA